Rhizophagus irregularis DAOM 181602=DAOM 197198 is the source of this 2661-nucleotide messenger RNA. RefSeq lists its product as uncharacterized. Gene Ontology annotation, cellular component: eukaryotic translation initiation factor 3 complex. Gene Ontology annotation, biological process: translational initiation. The record is from RefSeq and is a predicted model, not a curated record. Gene Ontology annotation, molecular function: translation initiation factor activity; RNA binding; translation initiation factor binding. NCBI's taxonomy places the organism in Eukaryota, Fungi, Glomeromycota, Glomeromycetes, Glomerales, Glomeraceae.
UCCGAGAAACCAUUGAAAAAACCUCCCUAAGGUAACUAACUAUAUUGGGCCGUUGAUCAUCAGAAAAUUUUUUCCUCGAUAUAAAUUUAGUUCAAUCAAAAUCUAAACAAUACAAAUAAAAAAUAAAAUGUUAGGAUUUGAUGUUUCUAGACUUCCACAAACAGAAGAUGAUAUCGAUUUUUCCGAUAUUGAAGCAAAAUAUCAAGUUCCCUUCGAGGAAGGCUUUGAUACAAUUAUUGUAGUGGAUAACGUGCCUAUAGUUGAUGAACGUAAAGUAGAUAAGUUAUUGACAGUCAUAAAGAAGAUUUUUAAGAAUGCCGGAGAGAUCAAAGAAAAUGGUAUUAAUAUGCCAAUGGAAAUUUCCUCGGAAGCUGAAAAAUUAAAUUCUAAGGGAUAUCUCUUUAUUGAAUUUGAAACACCCGAACAAGCAAGUUUGGCAAUAAAAAAUUAUGAUAAUUAUCCAAUGGAUAAGACACAUUAUCUUUCCGUAAAUAGAUUUACUGAUAUUGAAAAGUAUUCACAAAUAGAAGAAGAAUACAAAGAACCUGAAGAAGAAAAAUUUGUCGAAAAAGAGCAUCUAAGGAGCUGGCUUACUGAUCCACAAGCACGUGAUCAAUUUGUGCUUUAUCGUGGAGACGACGUGAGCAUUUUUUGGAAUAGAAAGACCGAACCUCCGGAAGAAGAGCAUAAACGUGUUUAUUGGACUGAAACAUAUGUCCAAUGGUCGCCCCUGGGAACUUAUUUAGCGACAUUUCAUCGUCAGGGUAUUGCACUAUGGGGAGGUCCUAGUUGGAACAAAAUUAUUAGAUUCGUUCAUCCAGGUGUUAAACUGAUAGAUUUUUCUCCCAAUGAACGUUUUCUUGUUACAUGGAGUAAUGAACCUAUCACUCUUGGAACAAAUGGAGGCUUAGGUACCCCAUUUGGACAUGAAGAUGAAGGGAAUCAAAUUAUUAUAUGGGACGUUUUAACCGGAAACCUUUUGCGUUCAUUUCCGUCUUCAACAUCGACUGACGGAACUCCUAAUAAAAUUACAUGGCCAAUGUUUAAGUGGUCUCCAUUUGAUAAGUAUUUUGCCAGGGUUACACCAGGACAACAGAUUUCCGUGUAUGAAACACCUUCAAUGGUAUUAGUUGAUAAGAAAAGUAUUAAGAUUGAAGGAGUAGAAGAUUUUGAGUGGGCACCCGCUUCUGAUAAAGAAAAACAUAAUUCGGGUGAUAAAAAGAAUAAAGAGAAAUUGUUAAGUUAUUGGACGCCGGAAAUUGAUAAUCAGCCUGCUCGUGUCACUUUGUUAAAUAUUCCUUCUAAAGAGAUUAUACGAACAAGGAAUUUGGUCAACGUUAAAGAUUGUAAAAUGCACUGGCAGUCAAAUGGUGAUUUUCUGUGUGUUAAAAUUGAUCGACACACAAAAACCAAAAAAUCCACAUUUGCAAAUCUUGAAAUAUUUAGAGUUCGUGAGAAAGACAUUCCUGUUGAAGUCAUUGAAGUCAAGGAUAGAGUUAUUGCUUUUGCAUGGGAACCUAAAGGUGAACGUUUUGCAAUUAUCACAACAAAUGAUCCUAGUUAUGGACAACCAACUCAAGGUGGUGUUACUUUGAGAACUAAUGUUUCAUUUUAUUGUCUUGAGAAACCUAAACCUGGUAAAGGUGGCGGCACAGCUAAUUUUAAACUAAUUAAAACACUGGAGAAGAAAACUGCUAAUGCUAUUUACUGGUCGCCACGUGGUCGACACGUAAUAUUGGCAACUCUUCGGUCGACGACUGUUUUUGACCUAGAAUUUUGGGACUUAGAUUUUGACACUAUUGGUGAUCAAAAAGAAGGAUCAAAAAAUGAUUCAUCUGCUUCCAUACAACUAAUGUCUACUCAGGAACACUAUGGUGUUACUGAUAUUGAAUGGGAUCCCACGGGACGUUAUGUAAUUACUAGUGCUAGUGUCUGGAGACAUUCGAUGGAAAAUGGGUACACUCUUUGGGAUUUUAAAGGAGCACAGCUGCAAAAACAGUUGUUAGACAACUUUAAGCAAUUGUUAUGGAGACCUCGUCCAAAAAGUUUAUUAUCAGAUGAUGAUAAAAAGACGAUCAGAAAGAAUCUGAGAGAAUAUUCUAAAACAUUCGAAGCAGAAGAUGCUCUUGCACAAACUUCAGUAUCUAAAGAAUUAUUAGCACAUCGUCGUCGUCUUAUUGAUGAAUGGAACGCUUGGCGUAAACGCGUUGAAAAAGAUCUAGCAGAAGAAAGAGAAAGAGCGGGAGUGCCAGUCAUCUCUAGAAAGGAUGAUGAUAAUGUGGAAAUUAUUGAAGAAUGGAUUGAGGAAGUUGUAGAUGAAAUUGAAGAAAUAGUUGAAGAUUAAUUAUCCUUCUAUUAUUAUUAAUUCGCUUAUAUAGUUCAUAUUAAAAAUAUUUAAAAUAUUUGUAUUGCAUUAUUUAGUUAUUAAGAUGUAAUUGACAAGAUAUAUUAAGUAAUUAUAUUUUAAAUUUUAAACGUAAAUAACAAUCUUGUUAUAAGAAACGUAAAACAACUUUUUUUUGAAUAGUAAAAUUGCGACAAGAGAAAACUAUAUGAUACAAAAAACUUUUUAUUCUAAUCCUUUUCCUUUUUUUUAUCACUAAGUUCGUCAAGAUUUUCUUCGAGUUCUUUCAAUUUCUUUUUUUGUUUUGCAAGUUCUUC